GCGAGUGAGCGAGCUACGGUCUGCUGCAGGAGCAGGAGACGCAGACAGGAUCGCUGUGGACUAACUUGCAUCUCUACUUUAAUCCUCCCAGGAGAUGAAAUCCGUGUUUUAACCUCGUGGAAAACUCCAAUCCAGUCCAAGAUGACGGUGGAUUUUGAGGACUGCAUUAAAGAUUCCCCCCGGUUUAGGGCCAAUAUUGAUGAGGUAGAAACAGAGGUGGUGGAGAUCGAGGCAAAACUAGAUAAGCUGGUGAAGCUAUGCAGUGGGAUGAUCGAAGCAGGAAAGGCCUAUGUCAGCGCCAACAAGCUCUUUGUCAACGGCAUCCGGGAUCUGUCUCAGCAGUGCAAGAAGGACGUAAUGAUCUCGGAGUGCUUGGAAAAAUGCGGGGAAAGCCUGCAAGAGAUCAUAAACUACCACAUGAUCCUGUUUGAUCAAGCCCAGCGGUCUGUAAAGCAACAGCUGCACAAUUUUGUGAAAGAGGAUGUUCGAAAAUUCAAGGAGACAAAAAAGCACUUUGACAGGGUGCGUGAGGACAUGGAAAUAGCACAGGUGAAGAACGCUCAGGCACCCAGGAACAAGCCUCACGAGGUCGAAGAAGCCACUAGCGCGCUGAGCAUCACCCGCAAGUGCUACCGACACCUCGCUCUGGACUACGUGCUACAGAUCAAUGUCCUUCAGGCGAAGAAGAAAUUUGAGAUCCUAGAUGCUAUGCUGUCAUUUAUGAACGCCCAGUACUCGCUGUUCCAGCAGGGCUACAACCUGCUGGAUGAGAUCGACCCCUACAUGAAGAAGCUGGCUGCAGAGUUGGAUCAGCUGGUGAUUGAUUCAGCCAUGGAGAAGAGGGAAAUGGAGCACAAACAUGCAACGAUUCAGCAGAGGACCCUCAUGCAGGACUUUUCCUAUGACGAAUCGAAGGUGGAGUUUAACGUGGAUGCUCCUAAUGGUGUGGUGAUGGAGGGCUACCUGUUCAAGAGGGCCAGCAAUGCGUUUAAGACCUGGAACAGACGGUGGUUCUCCAUACAAAACAGUCAGCUGGUCUAUCAGAAGAAGCUCAAAGAUUCUCUGACGGUGGUAGUGGAGGACCUCCGGCUAUGCUCUGUUAAACCAUGCGAGGACAUCGAGAGGAGGUUCUGCUUUGAAGUCGUCUCCCCCUCCAAGAGCUGUAUGCUUCAGGCUGAGUCUGAGAAGUUAAGACAAUCGUGGAUUCAGGCUGUUCAAGCUAGCAUCGCUUCAGCCUACAGAGAGAGCCCAGACACGUACUACAUAGAGCAUCUGGACAGAACAGCCUCUCCAUCCACAAGCAGCAUUGAUUCAGCCAGUGAGCCACGGGAGCGCAGCGCCCGGGGCGAGACCAUCCUGCAGCGGAUCCAGUGUCUGCCGGGAAACGAGCAGUGCUGCGACUGCGGUCAGGCCGACCCUCGCUGGGCCUCAAUCAACCUGGGCAUCCUGCUGUGCAUCGAGUGCUCCGGCAUCCACAGGAGUCUUGGAGUUCACUGCUCAAAGGUGCGCUCACUCACGCUGGACUCAUGGGAACCAGAAUUAUUAAAGUUGAUGUGUGAACUCGGAAACAGCGUCAUCAACCACAUCUAUGAAGGCUCCUGCCAAGAAAAAGGUCUGAAGAAACCAUUACCAUCCAGCUCACGGCAAGAAAAAGAGGCCUGGAUUAAGGCAAAAUAUGUAGAGAAGAAAUUCUUGAAGAAGCUGGGCUCCACUGAGAUACUCAUCAACGGGGAGAGGAAGUCGGAGCGGCGGUGGAGUGUGAAGAAAUGCCGAAGACACAACAGCGCUACGACGGUGCCCAAAACACGGCGGCGAUACCGACAGGAGCCUGGAAACAUCUCCCCCUCCACCUUCUCCUCAGCAGCUGCUAAGUUCAGACGAGAAUCUCUGUUCUGUCCCGAUGAGCUGGACUCCCUCUUCUCCUACUUUGAUACGGGAUCUGGGCCUCGAAGUCUGAGCAGCGACAGCGGGUUGGGAGGCAGUACAGACGGCAGCACAGACAUCCUGGUGUUUGGCUCAGUAGUGGACAGCGUCACAGAGGAGGAGUGUGAGGUGUCCGAGGACUCGAGCGGAGAGGCUGAGCUGGAGGCCGAGCCAGAGACGUCAGACCUGGAGGACCUAAGGGAUCUUCAUCCCGGAGCCCUGCUCUAUAAAGCCUCGAAAGCUCGUAACCUCCCCGUCAUGGCUGCAGCGCUAGCUCAUGGAGCUGAUGUCAAUUUAGUAAACGAGGAAGACGAAGGAAAAACGCCCCUCAUACAGGCUGUGAUCGGGGGUUCAUUGAUUGCCUGUGAGUUUCUGCUCCAGAACGCUGCUGACGUCAACCAAAGAGACGCGAGAGGGAGGGGGCCCCUGUAUCAUGCCACGUAUCUGGGACACACGGGGCAGGUGUGUUUAUUCCUCAAACGAGGAGCUACACAGAACGAUGGUGACGAGGAUGGCCAGGAUCCGCUGAGUAUAGCUGUGCAGCAGGCCAACGCAGAUAUAGUCACGCUGCUGCGUCUUGCCCGGAUGAACGAUGAGAUGCGGGAGUCAGAAGGACCCUUUGGACAGCCAGGUCAAUACCCAAUCAGCAGCCCCACUGAGCAGCAGUAUAAGAAAUGCAUUCAGGAGUUUAUCUGUCUCAAUAUAGCAGCUUCAUAAUAAUCAGGUCAGGUUGAACUAAUGUAGGGGGUGCCAAUAGAUGCAUGAAGACACAUGUUUGGGGAUCUUAGGCUUCAUGUUCGUCUGAAAGACUUUUUACUACCCAAUUUUCUUCUUCUCUACAUCUGUCAUGUUUCUCUCCGCAAACCUAGCAGCCGGCCGCUCCCUUCUCAGGUUCUAACAGGAACUCAGUGUUCCUAAUCUACUUUUAACGAUGUCAGUUUGGACCAAAAACAGAAAUAAAUUGGCCAGGUGUGGCAGAGAAAUCACUGCCAGGGAAACGUUAGAAAUCUAUUAGUUAUUAUGAGGCCGGGAGUGGACCUUAAAUAAUGUCAUCAGCAGAGUAUUUGGGACCAAUCUAGGACUUUGUUUGAGGGUUUCAGAGGAUACAGGGAGCUCUGAACCAAAGAACUCAAAAGUAUUAGGUUUCAUUUCAUCAUGUGGUCGGGGUGUAUAUUUUGUGGGAUUCCCUGUUUUAGACACGUCUGGUUCCUGAAGUAAAAGCCUCUUUAGUUUUUCUAGUAGACAUGGCAAAACUACCCAAGACACAUGGAGGUGUUGUAUUAGAGAUGUGUGCCAUGGAAAAAUGAUGAUGUUGAUCAAAGUGAUGAGGAUAUCUGUAUAUUUGUCUGUCACGUGGCUCUUUGGUAUAUGCUAACUUUACACACUAUACUUUCUUUUAAAGAUUUCCCAGGAAUUUAGAAGUUGUUUAAAACAAAGCACAGCACAGCAAAACGUGUGAAAUCUUAAGACUUAUCAGUGAGGGUGCCGGUCAUGUAAAUUUUGUGAUCACAGUGUGAAUGCUGACCUUUCAACUAACAGACCACUAACUAUUCAUGUGUCCUCAAAGUGAACUAGGAUGUACUACUGUAAGAAUAACAACUUACAUAUGAUGUCUCCAGUUGUCAGUGUGUAAAUCCCACAAGUUGUAUACAGAAACAAAACUUUACCAAAUGGAGAUCAUUAGACUUGUGCUUUAUCUUAUGGACUUGAAUCCACACAUGCAGAUUGAAAACAUGGUCGCCAUCUACUUAAAGCUGAAAAUCUGAUCUGCUUGUCAAGCCCAAGCUUGUUUUAUGCACAAUCUAAUUGUUAUAAACUUUUGGUUUCUAAUACCAUUGUGGUAUUAUUCCCAAUUCAAGGUCAAGACAACAAGUCAUAUAUAGAGUUUUUUGGUUUGAAUAAUGACCAACAUGUACAACAUUAACUGCAUGCAAGUUUUACUCAGUAUUACUUGAAACUAUAGUUUGAGCCUAUAAAGUUGUGAGGAAAGUACAACAGCAACAGCAAUGUCUUCCACAGACUUCCAUAACUUUAACCUCCUGGACCUGCAGUCCCCAUAUGUUCACAUAUGGGGACAUCACAUUUUGGGUUGUCUAGACUAAAUACUACUAAUUACUAACUAACUAUACUAAAUUUUGCUCUACAAGGGCCUGAUAUCCACUUCAAAGACAUUAUACUGCCACUGUUCUAUCAACAUUUAAAA
Neolamprologus brichardi is the source of this 4126-nucleotide messenger RNA. The record is from RefSeq and is a predicted model, not a curated record. NCBI's taxonomy places the organism in Eukaryota, Metazoa, Chordata, Actinopteri, Cichliformes, Cichlidae.